CCUUUAUCUCCAAUGUCUCACACGCAACCAUCCAGUGGGACACCUUUAUCUCCAAUGUCUCACACGCAACCAUCGAGUGAGACACCUUUAUCUCCAAUGUCUCAACAGCCUAAUUUGACACAUGAGGAGACAAUGAUUGAAUCAGCUGCAUCUCCAAAGUCUCAACAAAAUGAGGAUUACACGCAAUCAUCGAGUGAGACGCCUUUAUCUCCAAUGUCUCAACAGCCUAAUUUGACAAAUGAGGACACAAUGAAUGAAUCAGAUGAUGAAACUCCUGCCCUUGAUACUCAAGUAUUCUCUCCUAAUCUGACAAAAGAGAAAGAAACAGAAACGUCUACCGAUGAGAGGCCAUCCAAUCCUAAUCAAGAUGGAAAACCAGAUGAUGAGAUUGUGAGAGAGAAAUUAACAAGUGAGUCACCUGCUAGUCAGAGUCAAGUUUUGCAGAAAGAAACAGUAGAAAUGAAUGAGACACCUUCUUCUCCAAUAGCUCCAAAGAGUAUUGAAACUCCCGUUUAUACUCCAAGUCAGACUCAGCAGAUUGAGAGAGAGCCAUCGGAUGACACGCCUGCCCUUGAUACUCAAGUUUAUACUCCUAAUCUGACAAAAGAGAGGGAAACACAAACCUCUACUGAUGAAACGACACCCAAAACUAAUCAAGGAGAAGGAAAACCAGAUGAUGAGAUUGUGAUUGAGUCACCUGCUGCUCAGACUCAAGUUUUGCAAAAAGAAACACUGGAAAUGAAUGAGACACCUUCUUCUCCAAUAUCUCCAAAGAGUAUUGAGGCUCAAGUUUUUACUCCAAUUCAGAAACAGCAGGUAAAUGUUCAAAAAAUCUUGGAGAUUUCAAGUAAUGUUUGAAAGCUUUUGUACGUGUUUUUGAUCCCCUACCUGACUUUUUUUUGUUUUUUUUGCAGAUGGUAACAGAGGAAACGUAUGAGGCUACACAGCCAUUGACUGAGAUCAUUUCAGCAAACAAUAAAAAGGUAAGCAUAGAAAUGUCUUUCAUAAGUACAACUUGAAUUUUAAAUUGUAGAAACUUCUUCAUAACUACCUCUUUUAUUUUACUGUUAUCACAGGAGGAUACAUAUGCUGUGCAUUACAGACCUUCCUCUCCAUUGUCUUCACUAAUUGCACUAGUUAUUGAAGAAAAUAAGAAUGCUUUGGUAAGAAGAAAUAUUUAAAAUGUUUAUGUAAUAUUUUUCUAUUCAACUAACUCUUACCAUUUACUUUUGACUUAUAGAGUGAGACAGAAAUUGCGACCCAAUAUUUUUCUACAAGUGAAGGAGAGCAUUCACAAUCAAGCAGAAAGAAUCAAGCAGAAGAAUAUCUCAAGGAUACUACAGAACCUACUACUGAGCUAGUUUCCACAGAUGUUUCGAAGACACAGCCUCUUACUCCGCAAACACAGCACCUUCAGACAAGUGAGGGAGAUCAAUCCAAUGAGACACCAUCAGAGCAGAAUCAAGCAGAAGAAAAUCUCAAGGAUACUACAGAACCUACUACUGAGCUAGUUUCCACAGAUGUUUCGAAGA
Messenger RNA from Brassica rapa (field mustard), 1532 nucleotides. Its product is annotated as agglutinin receptor-like. The record is from RefSeq and is a predicted model, not a curated record. Lineage: Eukaryota; Viridiplantae; Streptophyta; Magnoliopsida; Brassicales; Brassicaceae.